Megalops cyprinoides (Indo-Pacific tarpon) is the source of this 987-nucleotide messenger RNA. RefSeq lists its product as uncharacterized. The record is from RefSeq and is a predicted model, not a curated record. Gene Ontology annotation, molecular function: N-methyltransferase activity. NCBI's taxonomy places the organism in Eukaryota, Metazoa, Chordata, Actinopteri, Elopiformes, Megalopidae. The transcript has 3 exons. The coding region runs from base 120 to 917 and encodes 265 amino acids. Gene Ontology annotation, cellular component: cytosol.
UUUGGAAAACACCAGCAGAUGACUGCCAUCUGAGAUAAACUACAUGACUCUUAGUCUCUGGCUUACACAGUCGCUCGCUCCAGCAUUUUCUAAGGCAUAUAGAACCACACAAUACAUCGAUGGAGGAAUCAGCCCACAUAAUCUUCACGGAAGGAGAGUUUUAUCAGAGUCAUUUUGAUGCCAGAGCGUACUUUGACUCCUUCUACGCUUCUCCGCAAGGCCACCCUGAUGAGGAUUAUCUGCCAUUUGAGCUACAUCAGCUGAGCAAGACAUUCUCAGCAGGAAACCUCAGGGGCCAAAGGCUAAUUGAAGUAGGAACUGGACCCACAAUCCACAGCCUGAUAAGUGCCUGCGAGUACUUUGAAGAAAUUGUGGUGUCAGACUUUGCCGACAGCAAUAGGCGGGAGAUUGAGAAGUGGCUGAGACAAGAGGAGGGAUGUUUGGACUGGAAUGCCAUCAUCCAGUUUGUCUGUGAGCUGGAGGGAAAAAGAACACCAGAUGAGGUGGCACAAAGGCUGCGGAGGACAGUGAAGCAGGUACUGAGGUGUGAUGUCCGGCUGGAGAACCCCUUCCACCCUGUGACGUUCGAGCCUGCAGACUGCGUGAUGACCUCCCUGUGUCUGGAGGCGGCCUGCAAGGACCUGGACACCUACCGCCGGGCUGUCCAAAGCUUAGCAGCCCUGGUGAAGCCUGGUGGGGCGCUAGUGAUCACGGGUGUCCUGGAAGAAACCUUCUACAUGGUGGGGCAGCAGAGAUUCUCCUGUCUUAAGCUCAGCCAAAGCUUCAUCGAGAAGACACUGCGGGACCUGGGCUUCUCCAUCCAGCAGUUCAACACCUUGCCUGCGAAACACGAUGGGGUCAACGAGGUGUCUGAUUUUGAUGCAAUUUUUCAUCUUGUAGCUCAGAAAUCAAUUUAAAUGGGAUUCAUUGUGGGUUUUCCUAUGUAAAAGAUGAAUCAGAGUGACAGAUGUACUGGCUUUUGCUUGA